Messenger RNA from Schistosoma intercalatum, 881 nucleotides. The record is from the annotation of a GenBank genome assembly. Lineage: Eukaryota; Metazoa; Platyhelminthes; Trematoda; Strigeidida; Schistosomatidae.
AUACUUGACAUAUUUCCUUCAAACGUGGUGCAAAGAACUAUUAAUCUUGAUUAGUACAAGUCGGUUAGCCGUAAGCUUUAUCUUCUCAAAAGUGACCAAGUUCAUUUUUGAUAUUGAAAAGUGAAAUUGGACAAUUGUUUUUACACAUAAGUUUACAAGGACAAAUUGAGGAGUAACAGCUUUGGCGUCUAAUCAAUCUUGAGUGAGUCAGGGAGUUAGGUGGAUCCUUCACCAGAUCAUCAAAUUUACAAUAAGCUAAAAGUCGGUGACCGUUCAAGCACUUCAGAAGCAUCACACUAGUCGAAAACAAUGUCUUCUUUCUUGGGAAAAUGGAAACUUAGCGAGUCACACAACUUCGAUGCUGUCAUGUCAAAGCUAGGUGUCUCAUGGGCAACUCGACAGAUUGGGAACACAGUGACACCGACUGUAACCUUCACAAUGGAUGGGGAUAAAAUGACCAUGUUAACAGAGUCAACUUUCAAAAAUCUUUCUUGUACGUUCAAGUUCGGCGAGGAAUUCGAAGAAAAAACAAGUGAUGGCAGAAACGUCAAGUCAGUUGUUGAAAAAAAUUCCGAGUCGAAGUUAACGCAAACUCAAGUAGAUCCCAAAAACACAACUGUAAUCGUUCGUGAAGUAGAUGGUGAUACUAUGAAAACGACUGUGACUGUUGGUGACGUUACUGCCAUUCGCAAUUAUAAACGACUACCCUAACGCCUUCAAAUGAACACUGAUAUUUGCUUGGGGUGUUUUUUGUAACUGCUUGUAUUUCUACUAUUUUUGUUACAUUGAUGAUAAUCACCGGUGGAUAAAUUUUGCUACGCAUGUAUCAUCCUAUAUUAAUCAAUCAUUCCCGCAUUUCAAUAAACACUGCUUAUUGUUAU